AAAACUAAUCAUAUAUCUUUUACAAAGUAAAAAAUAUAUUUUUUUUAUUAUGUAUCUCGACAGAUUCAAAAUCAAAAAAAAUAUAUUGAAACCUAAUUAUGUAUCUUUGCAAAGGAAAGUUGUAUCUUCAUUCGAUGUAUCAGGAAUUAAUUAUGUAUUUUGACAGGUCCAAAAUUGAGAUUUUUUCAAGAUUUUUUAUAAUCAGGCUCCAAAUUGUCGAGAUGUGAAAAAGGCUGCAUAUAAUAAAUUUUUAUAGUUUAAUUCUUUCUUGAAACUCGUAUAUAGCUGGAGCUUAAUGCACCGAAUUGCAUUAAUAUUAGAACUUUUAAAUUUAAAUAUUGAAAAAUUAUAUAAAAAAAUAUUAUAAAUAAUAAAUAUAUUUUAAAAUAUUAAUUAAAAUUUAUAUAAUAAACUCUCGAUAAACUAAACGCGACGAGUAAAAAGUUGUGUUUGGUGGGUGGCAAUUUCUCAUUUGUUUCCUAUAAAAUUGUUUUAUAGGUAAGCCUAUUCUAUUAAUAAGCUUCCUUUUAAAAGGAGAAUAUUUUAGUGGAUCUUAAUAACUAUACUCUUAUAUAUAUAAAUGUAAAAAUCUACAUAUAUCCUACCGAUGAAAUUGAAUAUGAUUAAUAAUUUUAGUGCCUAAAAUAUCAAUAAAAUCAUGAUUUUGGCCCUUUAAUUUUUAGCUAAUUAUUUUAUACACCUUUAAUCCCUUUGACCAUAAAUCUUCACAUCUGACAAAUUAUUGAGCUUUGGUUAAAUUUAUAUCCUCAAUUAUUGGUGUGUUUGGUUAAAUUUAUGUUUGUUACUUUAUAUUUGAGGUAAUGUAUUUUCAAAAUUUAGUCUAUAUAUCACAUAAUUUUUAUAUAAAUGGAUCAAAAAUCACAUACUAUUACAAAAAUAUGAAAAAAAAGGUCCAAAAUAUAUUUAAAUUUUGACAAAUUUUGUCGUAACACACUUAACUUUAUGGGAGUCCUAUGACCCCCAGAUUAUUUUUUACUAUAUUUUUGUGUCAUAUAUUUACUAGCUAGGACUACUGUGUGAAAACAUGAACACGGAGCGAGUAAGGGUAUGAAGUGGUCCAGCUAAGCAAAUAUACGCCAAAAAAAUACGCUAAAAAAUAAUCUACGGGGGGCAUAAGACACCCGCAAAGUUGAGGUUUGUUAUGACAAAUUUCGCUAAAGUUUAAGUAUAUUUCAAACCUUUUUCCCAAAAUUAUGUGAUAUUCACUUAUAGAGGUUCGGAAAAGCGUUGGAUGGUAAAAGGUCUAUUGUACGCAACUUAUCGUACAUUUCUACAAGUUUUUUUUUCCACGACCGAAACCUAUGAUUUAUUGAUCACAUGACUACAACUUUAUUAGUCACGUCAUAACUCCCCGUUAGAAUUUAUCAAUAAUCAAGAGAUUAAAAGUGUGAUUAUUUAUAUUGUAAUUUAAGAAACAUAAUCAAUAGAGAUUCUUAUAGCCAACCUAAUUUGUUUGAAAUUUAAGAGUAAUAUUAGUAAAAUAUAUUUACAUUCACAUAUGCAAAUUGAUAUAUUCUUUCCGAAAUUUUUGAAUUUUGAAAGUUAGUUCUCAAAAUAUAAGGUAAGUGUACCUAUUUCUUUGGCUCAAUCUGGAUUCACACACUUUAUUAAAUAACAAAUUAAUGUAAAAUUACUAACUCAUUGACAUCAUGACAUGUACAUUUACCUAUUAAUUUUCGUAUCUAUAUUACAAUCUCGAUUAAUUUAAAUUUGAGUCGAGUCACGACUAAUUCAAAUUCGUUCUACGUAAAGUCAUAAAAGAAAAAUCGCUUUAUUAUACCAAAAUCGCUUUCAUAUUCAAGACUCGAUUCGAGUAUGUGUGAAUAUAUAUAUAUAUAUCAUCUCACCUUAUAACACACUCAAUAACGUUCUCAUUCGACCGACAACGUAAUUCAAACUCCUAAAGUUAUUAUUACUUGACCUAUCACGUGACUCGAACUCUUAACUUAUUUGUUGUAAAUAUACUUUAUAUUUAAAUUUCAACCCCAUUUAAUUUAUUUUGCCUUUUUAAAUUUCCUCUAUUUAUGACAACUUUUCAACCAUAUGUUAAAAUUCUCUUUAAAGUUUUUCUCUCACUUUCACUCUUUUUAUAAAAAGCCAUUUCACUUACUCCUACUUAGUUAUUCUCUCCUCCCAAAAUUUUCAAAAUUUCCAAAAUACCUCCCAAAUGGGCAAAGCAAUUAAGUGGUUGAAAGGCUUAUUUGGUAUUAAAAAAGAAAACGUAAAUAAGUGCAAAAUUGGAAUUACAUGUUUCGGCAGUUUCGCCCGAGACACUGUUGUCUCCGUCGCCAUAGACGGAGGUUCCGGAGGCUUAUGUCACAAUCCGGCGACAAUUCCGCCGAACAUUACGGCAGCGGAGGCGGCGUGGCCGAGCUUAUUUGAUAAGGAGCAGAGUAAACAUGCACUUGUGGUGGCUGCCGCCAUUGCUGCGGCAGUGGACGCCGUUGCUGCUGCACAUGCGGCGGACGCGGUGGUGAGGUUGGCCAGUCAAAAUAAAGGAAAUGGUGCUGCUAUGAAAAUUCAAACGGUGUUUCGUGGUUUUUUGGCAAGAAAGGCAUUAAGAGCAUUAAAAGGAUUAGUAAAAUUACAAGCAUUGAUUAGGGGUUGUUUGGCAAGAAAGGCAUUAAGAGAAUUAAAAGGAUUAGUAAAAUUACAAGGAUUGGUUAGGGGUUAUUUGGCAAAAAAGGCAUUAAGAGCAUUAAAAGGAUUAGUAAAAUUACAAGCAAGUGCUACACUUCAUGGUAAGCAAGCAUUAAUGAGAGCACAAGCAAGUGUACGUGGUAAAAAAUGCUUCAUUAAAAGUCAAAAUUCACAACUUCAUCAUGCAAUAAAAUCACUUGAUAUGUUUGAUGAAUCAAGAAGUGGAAGUACACUACAAAUGCCUAGAAGAAGGCUAUCAACAUCAGUGGAGGCUAAAAACAUAAAUGGGGAAAGUGCUAAAAUUGUAGAGAUGGACACUUAUGGAAGGCCCAAAUCAUCAAGAUCCAGAAAAACAAACACUUGGGCUUCUGAUCCAUGUGAUGAUGAUCCAUUUGAACCACCAAUGUUGUCUUCACGUGCCUCAGAUUGGGCUCAACAACAUCAACACUCCAAGUUGUCAACAACAGCCCAAAGUACACUAAGGUUUGCAAACAACUCUUGUGGAUCUAACACCCCUAAUACACCAAUAGCCAAAAUGUUUGUGUUGAUAGCUACUAUUUUAGGAACAAUUAUUAUGACAAUAAUUAUCCUAAUUAUAUGACGCUAAAACACAAUCAUUUAAGUGGUAUUACAAUGCAAAGAUCAUGUUCACAAGCACAAGAUAAAAUCAAUUUCAAGAAUGCUAUCAUUGACAAAACUGAAAAUUCAAGAGAGUUCACUCAUUGACGUCGACGUCGCAUGAGCCUGACCAGCACAAAAGGGCACGACCAGGUCCAAGACGAGCAUGGCUGUCAAUCGCCCGAGCCUGACAAACGCAAAAAAGCACGAUCAGGUUCAAGACCAGAACGACUGUCGUAGAAAUGGUGAAAGUUCUACAACAUUUUAAUUUUAGACAAAGAAUAGAUAGAGAAUAGAAGAAAAGGGAAUAUUUUUAUGUAAAGUUAGAGGCAUGAUGUGACUUAACAUUGCAUUGAGCUAGUUUUCGAGGUUGAUUUUUUAAUACUUACUUUAUAGUAAGUGUAAUUAAUAUAAACCUUAAGAUUUUAUUUACUAAUUGUGUGAAUAAUUAUGUUCUU
Capsicum annuum is the source of this 3737-nucleotide messenger RNA. RefSeq names its product protein IQ-DOMAIN 25-like. Bases 2189 to 3262 code for a protein of 357 amino acids. NCBI's taxonomy places the organism in Eukaryota, Viridiplantae, Streptophyta, Magnoliopsida, Solanales, Solanaceae. The record is from RefSeq and is a predicted model, not a curated record. The transcript has 5 exons. Gene Ontology annotation, molecular function: protein binding.